AUGGACGCACAAACUAGGCCUACUCUGACACGUGUGCAUUAAAUCAAUAGGGGAGUGAGGGUUCACUGCUUGUUCCAAGGUGUGCGUUACACCGCCGGAAGUGAUGUAGGCUGGAUUAAACUGCGCAGGAGCAUCCCGGUGUUGUGUGGUCCGCGGAGAGAAGUUGGUGUCGGGGGACGUUUGCUUGUGCAAUGUUUGCAGGUCGGGGCUGGUGCUUCAAGCAUUACCUGCUCAGGGAGUUUACUGCGCUUCACGGAUGCCUUUCGCCGUGCACACUCACUGUAGAGACAUGUAGAACGAUAUGCAAUCCUAUUUCAAGUGUUUUGCAAACUGUCUCCAGACGGGUUUGGUGGCCCUCCAUUCGGCUCUAAUUGGAAGCACUACUAGAGGGAUUAUGUCAACUGUGGUGUUUUGUAGAGAGACUAGAAUGAACAUGUGUCUUGAAGAAUAAUGAAGGCGAUCAGUCAAAGUAACGUUACAGAGAGAAGUUUAUAGCAGCCAAGCACGAUGGAUAAUCGACGGAAAAAGAAGCUGACAUUCUUCACCAUUGGGCUUAUAUUUCUUCUAAGCGGUGUGGAAUAUGCUGUAAUAUUGCCUACAAUAUGGAGGUACUUGCAGACUUUAGAUGCAGCACCUUACUUUCUGGGUUUGGCCUUGUCAGCAUUCAGCUUGAGUGGCCUCGUGUCAGGACCGCUGUUUGGCCACUGGUCUGACAGAACAGGGGCCACCAAGAAGAUCAUCUUGUUUGCCAACCUUUUUGAGAUUGUUGGUAAUUUAAUGUACUUUAUGGGCUUCUCCAAGUGGCUCUUACUGUCCAGCAGACUGGUGGCAGGCCUCGGCACAGGUGCCGGCUCAUCUAUCUUUGGCUUCUUGACCAGAAGCACUGCCCCAGAGGACCGCGCCACUGUAUUUGCUGCUGUCAUGGCAUGUCGACAAGCUGGCCUUCUGAUUGGUCCAGCAUUUAACAUCUUCCUGAGGCUGUGUGAUUUCCACCUGGGUCCUUUUGUGAUCAAUAAAUAUACUGCGCCGGGGUUGUUCAUGUGCCUGCUGUGGGUUCUCCUUCAACUGGCAGUGAUCUUCAUGUACUGGGACCUGCCUCCUCUAGAGAGGGGGAAGGCCAAGGAGAGUUCCACAAGCCAGAGCAUGGAAGAGGAGAACGAGCAAGGGCUCGUAGAAGAGGACAAUGACGAGGAAAAGCCGCUAAUGGUGUCCCAGGAGCUGGUGGGGUCCUACGGCUCAGUGGCGUCAUCUAACCCACCCAAAUGCCCCACCCCUGCUGCCUCAAAUGCCACGCUGAAUCAUGUCUCUCCACCUUCCUCUCCCGUGCCAUCAGAGUCCCAUGAGUCUUCCAGCCCCUUUAAGAAUUUCAGCAUAUCUCGAGAGUUCCUGAGAGAAGAGGUGGUCGUGCUGCUUGCUGCUCAGUUCAUCACCCUCUUCAAUCAGACAGCGCUGGAGACCAUGGUGACCCCACUCACACAGAAGUACUUCAGCUACGGGGAGCUGGAGAACAGUGUGAUGUACUGCCUCUGCGGUGUGGAGGUGAUCGCUGGCUUCCUGUUUGUGCGCUGGCUGAGCCGGUGUGUUGCUGAGCGGGUGGUCCUGGCUAUCGGUCUGACCAUCUGCAACAUCUCCGGUGUCUGGUGCCUCAUCUUCCUGGCUAAGCCGCUAGGUGGUUUCCCAUGGCAGCUGACUGAGUUCAUCAUUGGAGUGUUUCUGCAGGUUUUGGGUUUGCCAUUUGUAGCUGUGGCUCAGGUUUCCCUCUUCUCCAAAGUUACUGCUGAGAGAACACAAGGCUUCAGUCAGGGAGUGCGUCGCUCAGUGGGAGGUCUAGCUACCAUCCUGGGCCCUCUGUGGGCUGGUGGUCUUACCGAGAACAUGUAUAUCAUGUUGGGGGUGAUGAUGGCUCUGCUGGCACUGCUAACGAUGAUGCUGGCUUUCUCAUAUGACCGGAUGGUUGCACCUGCUACAGAGGAGAAAGUGGACGACUCGGACAACUGUGGAUAAUCCAGCAGAUGGUCGAUGCGAUAAAAGUGGAAAUGGAAGUGCACAGAGGGAGAUUCCCUGAUCUGCAUCCGACAGUCCCUCCACAGUUUCGCUUUCUGCAUUGGGACCAGCGUGCAGGGUGAUAACACACACCACCAGCACACACCUCACCACCUCCUGAGUGCUCACCUAAAGCUUGGACUUGUCAGCAUUGUGUGCAGAGUCAGAUAUGUUGUAUAUAUGUAUAUUUCCCAUGGAAAUAUAGAAUCCUGCUGACACUGCAUGUGCAAGCUUUGGAUGAAAAUCCUUUCGGUCCUUUUGUGUUCUGCACUGAGUACCAGCUACACUAGGUGCACCACACAUUCUGCCCGUGUUUUAGCACGUGAUAUAACACAGAUCGUUCAAUUAAUGAACAUGCAAAAUGGUUGUGGAUUUAGCUGACCUACGGUAUGUCCUUGUGCGAAUACAUUAGCUGUUCAGCCUUGAUACUUAAUACCUCAUCUUCUGAAAAACAGGUAUUCAAAAUAUUUAUCAGCUCACUGAAGAGAACCAGAUUGGUGAAUUUCCCAAAAGCAAUGUUUUUAUCUGUAAGGAGUUUCUCUGGAAUGAUAGAAAACCAGGCUUUAUUGUCCUCUUCUGUACAAAUAAAAUUUUGCUUUGCUGAUACAUCAGAAGGAUUUUGACCCUGAUGAAAUAUCAUUUCAAUCCACCUCUUCAUUCACAUCCAUUUCAUCCACGUCUAAUAUAAUGAAAGUUUCUCCUUGAACACAGCGAAAUAUUUGCAAAAACUGUUUUAUUUUCUUUGAAAGUUGUAUUUAUUCAUUCAAAUGUUGAAUUAUGUGCUUUGUGAAUUAAUACUUUUAGAGUGGCCUCUACCAUCGAAACAAUUUGCUGGGUCACUGUCUAAAGGAACUACUAACACUAACACAAAAGAAUUAAAUUAAUGUGGGUUUUAACUGUAACUGUAACACACAAGUGUUUGUCAUCCCAUGGUGAUGAAAAUGCUGUUUCCAAGGCAUUUAAAACCUCACACUAAUAAAUUCUCAAGGAAACACUAAAUACUAGUUUUUGGUAUGAAAAUGGUCACAUUAGUAGAUAUUACAUUUUGGCUCUGUAUCAUCUAUCAGUAAAUUAAUUCUAAAAAUAUUGGAAUUGAUUAAAAAAAAUCUAUGAAUCUUCCUGGCGUAAAGGCUGGUAAAGGAAAAAAAAAGUUUCCUGCUUUAAAAAAAGCUGAGUAGUACAAAUUUCUAAUUGUUUGAUGCUGAUGUCGUGCAUAUUUUCAACACUGGUGGGCGCUCUUAGUCUUUCUACCAAAGUAUAUCCUCGUCAUUACUGCCGAGCCUAACGUUUGGUGUGUGAUCUCAGUGCGCUUGACCUUAUAGAGUUAUCUGACUGACUAUUACAGAUACACAUUUAGGGAAAAACUGCUUAAAAUCAGUCUUGUAGUUGUUUUAGGUGGCAGUACAGAAAACACACCAAUCUGUCAAAGAGCAGUUUUUUCCAAAAGCUUUAGAUUAUGUUUUGUACCUUUUUGAUAAUUUUUUCAGGUUUUAUACUCACAAACACCAAAAAUACAUUAUAAAAUGAACUAUGAGACUAUUUAUUUCUUAUUUAUUAUGUAUUUAUUUAUUGGAUCAUUUGUGGGCACCUAACAUAUACACUAACUUUUUUGUAUUCUCUGUCUCUAUACAGAAAAGAUAAACUUCCACCAUACUCCA
This is a messenger RNA of Siniperca chuatsi (mandarin fish), 3701 nucleotides long. RefSeq names its product major facilitator superfamily domain containing 8-like 1 (gene mfsd8l1). The record is from RefSeq and is a predicted model, not a curated record. The coding region runs from base 508 to 2004 and encodes 498 amino acids. The transcript has 12 exons. Gene Ontology annotation, molecular function: transmembrane transporter activity. Lineage: Eukaryota; Metazoa; Chordata; Actinopteri; Centrarchiformes; Sinipercidae. Gene Ontology annotation, biological process: transmembrane transport.